Molecule: messenger RNA, 2298 nt
Organism: Populus trichocarpa (black cottonwood)
Lineage: Eukaryota; Viridiplantae; Streptophyta; Magnoliopsida; Malpighiales; Salicaceae
Product: protein CHUP1, chloroplastic
Exons: 5
Coding region: 271-2193 (640 amino acids)
Biological process (GO): chloroplast organization
Cellular component (GO): chloroplast outer membrane
Source: RefSeq, a predicted model, not a curated record
CUACCGCAUUCUCUGUCAUAACUCCCAAACACUCCCCUAAACACCUGUAACAAUACUAAUUUUGCUUGUUAGCAAGAUAGAUUUUUCUGGCUUGAGAGAAGAAGAAAGGCCAGAUCAUAAAAACAAUAAUCAGACUUCACAUUUGACAUUCAAUCCCUCGAUUUAAUGAUGGAGGAUGAUGAAGAAGAAGACCUAUGAUCUUUCUCUCUAUUCACAUGUGUAUUCAUAAGUUGACCUGUAGAUAUAGAAUUUUGUUUACUAGUAUACACGAUGGUAAGAGAUAAAAGAGAUAUAAGUCCCGUUUUACUCAAAUUUGGGGCAGCUUUAGCUGUCUCUAUUGCUGGAUUUCUCCUUUCACGCUUGAAAACCAACAGGAAUAAAUCUUCCCAGCCUCCUCACUCCCCACGCUCUUCAGAUCAUAGUACUGAAGUUGAUGUAGGAAGGGAAAGAUCUUGGGGCAGAGAUGAUCUUCAAGUGACUAACAGAACAUCCAGUUCUGGCAGUUUGACUUCAAUUUCAACAGAAAUACAUGAAGACUCGUACAUGCUCAAGGUUGCUGUUGAUAAUUCAAAGGUUUUUUAUCCAAGCAGUAGACAGAGUGGGGAUAAAGAUGGGUACCUCUUACCCGAAUUCAAUGAUUUCAUGAAGGAAUUUGACUUUAAUGUUCAUAAUUCUGGGACGUCUCCUAGCAAAGAUGAAACACCAAGGUCAGAUGUGGAAACUCCAAGAUCAUUCAAAGGUGCGGAAAAGGUCAAUUAUGAGCAAGAGAUAAAACAUCUGAAGAACAUGGUUAAAAUGCUUCGAGAAAGGGAAAGGAACCUUGAGGUCCAAAUGCUUGAGUUUUAUGGUCAUAAAGAGCAAGAAACAGCUGUGAUGGAGUUGCAAAACCGUUUGAAAAUAAACAACAUGGAGGCUAAGUUAUUUGGUCUGAAAAUUGAAUCCCUACGGGCUGAUAACAGAAGACUGCAUGAUCAAGUGGCUGAUCAUGUGAAAGUUGUUACUGAGCUUAAUGCUGCCAGAACAAAACUUAAACUGCUGAAGAAAAAACUAAGGUCUGAAGCAGAGCAGAACAGAGAACAGAUAUUGUCCCUUCAAAACAUAGUUUCUAGGUUGCAAGAGCAGGAACUCAAGUCUGCUGCAACUGAUUCAGAUAUUAAAAUGAAGUUGCAAAGGCUGAAGGAUUUGGAAACAGAGACAGAAGAGUUAAAGAAGUCUUACUUGAGAUUGCAUCUAGAAAAUUCUGAAUUGGCCUCUCAACUGGAGUCCACCAAAAUCCUAGCAAAUUCCAUUCUUGAGGAUCCAGAGACAGAAACAUUAAGGAAGCUGGGCAAUCAGUUGAGGCAGGAAAAUGAGGACUUGGUGAAGGAAGUUGAGAGACUUCAAGCUGACCGGUGCACUGAUGUUGAAGAAUUAGUCUACCUCCGCUGGAUAAAUGCUUGCUUGCGAUAUGAAUUGCGCAAUUUUCAGCCCCCAUAUGGUAAAACUGUUGCAAGAGACCUUAGUAAGUCUCUAAGCCCCAGGUCUGAGGAGAAAGCAAAACAGCUCAUACUUGAAUAUGCAAAUACUAAAGGGAUGAUGGAGAAGGGGAUCAACAUUAUGGAGUUUGAACCUGAUCACUGGUCAUCCUCCCAAGCCUCAUAUAUGACAGACCUGGGAGAACUUGAUGAUUCUCUAUCACCAAAAACAAACCACUCAGGCAAAACCAAAAUUUUCCACAAGCUUAGGAGACUUUUAUUGGGAAAGGAGACUCAUAAUCAGAGUCAUGGAUCAUCAGGCAGCAGAACUGGAGCGACAGGAGACUCUGAUUCUCCAAAUGGAAGUUUAAGUGUUUCAACACCAACUGACAACACAAGUGAUCUGCAAUCUACUAGAGGUCAAACUCCAUCCUUCUAUUCAUCUAGACAUUCUGUGGAUACCCAAAGAACCAGGAGUUUGGAGAACAGUAGGAGAAAUAGUGAGGCCGGAUCCUCUCAUUGGUAUAGGAGAUUUUCAUCAAGUAGAGCUAGCGAUUUGUCACUUGAAAAUUUACUGGAUCAAGACUUGUAUUCUAUAGAGAAAUCCGAGUUGGUGAAAUUCGCUGAAGUUCUGAAGGACCCUGGAAGUAGAGCCGGAAAUGGCAAUAGGAUGAAUAAGUUGCACAGAAAAUCAGUAUCAGUGGGCUCAUUUGAGGCUCUUCAUGGCUCUUCAGAAUAAUCCCACCUUAUUACCUGUUCAUAUAUGCUCUCGACUAAAGGGGAUACCAGCCAGCAUAACUUCACCAUAUUGUUUACUAAUGACAGUAAAGAAACAAGUUUUUUU